Molecule: messenger RNA, 1584 nt
Organism: Paramecium octaurelia
Lineage: Eukaryota; Ciliophora; Oligohymenophorea; Peniculida; Parameciidae
Source: the annotation of a GenBank genome assembly
AUGUCUAAAUAAUUUGAAGGAUAAAAUAUUAUAGAAGAUUAUCACAUAGAGGUAGAGUAGGUCUUAAGCAAUGUAAAAUACAAGAUUUAUUAGAUCAGAAUGUCCAUCCCUAUGAUAUUAAAUGCCCGGUUUGUUUAAAUGUAUAUUUGGAUCCAAUAUCAUGUGAUUCAUGCAUGAAUCAUUUUUGCAAGAAAUGCUACCAACAGAAAUAAGUAAGUAUAUAAUGAUGAUGAAAAAGAGCACGAAAUGCCCUUUAUGCAACCAUCAAAGCGAGACAAGAAAAGCAUUUCCACUUCUAAGAUAAUUAUUGAGUUAAUUAAAAAUUAGAUGUCAUCAUUUUUUUUAAGGUAGAGCCUCAAUUAUAAAUUUAGGGUGUUAAGUAAUAGUAGAUUAUGAUGCUUAUGAUAAACAUGUUAAGCAAUGUGAUUAUAGUGAGGAAGUUUGUGGAUUAGUGGAUGGUAAACUACAAUGCAAUGUCAUAAAAUUUAAGAAAGACAUCCAAGAUCAUAGAACCUAUGAAUGUAAUUACAGAUAAUGUGAAUGCUGUCAUUGUCAUUAAUUUGUAAUUCAUAUUCUAAUUCUUAUUUAGUUUAGCAGCUUUAAAUUAUAAAUGCAUGAGCUCAAAUGUGAAGAGGCUUUAACGAGAUGUCCAAAAUGUCACACUUAAAUUAAAAUAAAAGAUCAAUCUAGCCAUCUUUUGAUUUGUGAUUAGAACAUAGAAAAAUGCAUAUAUUGUAGUGGAGAAUAUUCUUGGCAUCAAUUAUUAAUCCAUCAAAAUGAAUGCCCAUAACGAGAAGUUUGCUGUGUGGGUUGCUCUCAGAAGUUUACUCUUAGUGUUUAUUAUUUACAUUAAACGAACUGUCCCAAAUUUCCAUAAAUAUGUCCUAGUUGUAAUCAAAAAGUAACAAGGGAAUAGUUUGAAAAUCAUAAUUUUAAAGAUUGUUUGAUUUACAUCAAAUCUUAGCAUGAUUAAGAAAUUUAAAAUCUAAUUCAAAAACAUAAUUAACUUGAAAUUGAAUUAAGCAAAAAGGAUACAAUUUUAAAGUAAAGACACAUAGGAUUUUAGGUUUUCCAAUCGAUUUAAAGAUCCAGAUAUCUUUCUAAAUUUAGAUAAGUCAAUUGCAUUAGUUAAACAAACAGCAAGUAAAAAGAAGGAUAGAUUUGUUUUAUUUAACAAUCCCAUUACAGAAUAAAGAAAAUAAUGGAAGUUCAAGUAUGAAUAGUCAAAAUAAUAAUAGAUGUUCUCAAGUUAAAAGUUCUUGGUAUGCAGUUGGUAUUACUGAAUUAUCCACUUUGCAUUCUCAAAAAAAAUAUUAGGAUAUAGGACAUGGAUCAUACCUAGUAUCUUCAAAUGGAACUAUGUACAACAAUCAUAAGGAUGACCAGAAUUCAAAGGAGAGUGACUUUAGGAUCAAUACGAACGACAUCAUUACUAUAAUUGUAGAAUUAGAGGCAGACUUAUUGAUUCUUUAAAAUACCACUUAAAAUUUGUAACUUGAAAUAGAGGCAUCCUUUGAAGGUAAAGACUUUUAUGGAUGCGCUUGUUUAAGAACUGCGGGAGAUGAAAUUUAAAUAAUUUAAUGA